ACAGAAAUGCUUGAUAUAGAGACAUUAUCAACAACAUCAGUUUCAUAAAGUUAUUUCUAGAAAUUACGCUAAACACCAAGACUUCUCCACUGAUUACGUAUUGGCCACAGCAGACGAAAUAACUUCAAACAUGAACACCUACCUUGUCGCCUCGUUCGCCAUUGGAACUGUGCUGGCUGUUCAAAUAUUCUUUAUAUAUCGAUUCAUAUUUGAUCUAAACAUUUCACCAUGUCCAAUAUGUCCAACACCGGAGACAUUGGAUAUUUCCUCAGUUCCUGAUGAUGUAUCUAAAAUCCCCAGGCAAAUAUUUGAUGUAGCUAUGUAUCUAAAAAGGGCCAGAUUACAUGCGAGAGGCUAUAAAACACGAACAGCACUGAAAUAUGCAUGUGAGCAUAUGGAUACAAUACUAAAGGGAUUCAAUACCUCUUUUGAAGAAGUCACACGACGGAAAGUAGACAAGCCAAGUAGUAUUUGUCCGGAGUACUACGUUGAUAAAAUGAACGGUUAUCAGAUCAGGAAUUGUUCCUUUUCUAAACCUCUCGAGGAGAUUGUCACAAUCGUUCGUCUUGAUUACGGUUCACCAGCUGAUAAAAAGUUUACCCGAGAUACGUACGGCGAAAAUAUCCCGGUCGUAGUUGGUGACUACGGUGGGAAAGUUAAGGAGCAGAGAAAUAUACGUGUAAAGCACAUGGAAUCUACAACCACUGAGGGGAAUGCUUUAAACAUAUUAAUACAGGAAGUGAAAACCCAAUAUACUUUAAUUGUUAGAAAUGUAACGGAACUUGAUUCGAAUUCCCGGAUCGAGAGACUUGUGCGAGAAAUAGAGAUUCUGACGGUUAACGCAGUCGGCGGGGCUAUCAGAAACUCUGAUAACUAUUGGCAUUUAGGUUGCCAUCAAAGGGUGUUCCGAAACUACACAUUAGUAUACGAGGAGGGGUACGACGAGUCGAUGCACGAUUGUGUUUUUUGCGAUCACGUUGAUGGACCAUUUCUUAUGAGAACAGAUAAGCUGAAGCAGGUAAGGUUUGACGGUAACUUGACUCCUAUGGGACUGUACGAAGAUUUUUUCAUGAGGCUGAAUUCUGACGUUGCGCUCUGUCCUGACGCCUUGUUCGAUAUGGAUUUCCCACGCCGUAGUGAUGUAACCGUUGAGUGGGAGAAGUUUGGAAGAAAACGAAAUCUUUAUAAAUUAAAGUUUUCUUUUGGACUGGUUAUACAUUUUGGAUGUAAUUAUGACUAUCCAUGUAAAAGGCGAAAAGGAUAUAUCAGGUCACCGUGCUGUAUUCAGGAAUUGGCAGAUGCAAACAAUGAAUUUAUGGAAAUGUGUGAAAAUGUGGGUGCAUCGUGCCAAUUGAAUGCGGGAACAAAUCUAGGAGCUGUGAAGAUGUAUAAAGUGAUUCCAUGGGAGGCAGACGGAGAUCUCAAUUUUCAUUGUAAUGACUUCACAAAAUUGAAAAAGGCUGGAUUAAACCUGAGUUCCAAAGGCAUAAGAGUGGGAGUGGAACAUAUCAGUCCAUGCACUCCAAAAGCAAUUCCCGCACAAUUAGCCGCACACACCAGACAUUGGCAUGUUGAUAUCUGGUCACGUGAUACAGUUGAAUCCUUCACAGUGAGAUCUGAACAUCGUAAUUUGACACGGAUUCCACAUAGUGGACGCAUAGUAUCGACAAUGAGAAACCCAGCUUUAUUUGCACGUACUAUGUACCCCGAACUCUUUCUGCACCAACAGCAUUUUAGUGAAGGUGGGAAAAUAACCGUUUAUAAAUUUGCAAAGUGUCCUACUGUUAAUAGUCAUGAUUGCAUAGACCAUUACUACGAAGACGGAAAUAUCCAAUUUAACGACCCAGUAGCAUAACAAAUAGGGCGGAGCGAGUGUUGUUUAUAUGGAAACAAAAGUUGUAAUAGUGAACCUAGUGCGUCGCACCAUCCUUAAAUUGAUGACGUUAUCCUAAUAUUGCAAAAAGAUGAUGUCGUUUUCAGAAAAAUUACGCAUGCUAGCUGUUUUUCCAUUGUUAAGUGAAGACUUAUAAAAUCUUUCGCCCCCUUUGGGUUGAGAUAGGGAAAUUUCGAGUCUUUGCUGUAUGUUGGCGACUUCGGAAUCUUUCUCCCGAGGGAGUAGAUAUGUUCCGAGUGAGGCAUAUCUCCCUUGAUCUGUGUUCUAUGAUACGAACGCCCCCUAAGUUAUGGCUUCAACAGAGCGUGGUUGAAGCGUGAAAUUGGUGUGUAAACAAACCAAUAAUACUGAGUUUUACUACAUUUUAUGUUUAUCUUGUUGCUGUAGGUAUAUUACAUAUGGUGGAAGUAGUAGAUGGUGUCACAGGACCCGAUGUAUUUAUUUAUUGCCAUAUUUUUUCAUUUUCUGUAAGUGUAUUCAACGUCAACCGGAUGUUGUUUUUGAGAUUCGAGUUUUUUUUUUGCUUACAUUAGAAUUAAGAAUAUCCAUGGAAAGCUUAAUUGAUUAAAUUUUGUAUCGGGGUAAUCUUAUGGCGCUGAGUUAUUAUUAACUUGUGUUAAUUUUGUUUCAAAAACAGCUAAUGUUUGUAUCACUUUGCGUCGGAAAUGGCGUCAUUUUCAGUGAAACCAUGUUGUCAUCUCGCUGUUUAGUUUUUCUUCCAUCUUCAAUAGGCCUUUAUUCUACCAUAUUUCAAACGUGGGAUAUCAAUGAAUUAAAAAAAAAAUGCAGGUGUUA
This is a messenger RNA of Mizuhopecten yessoensis (Yesso scallop), 2689 nucleotides long. RefSeq lists its product as uncharacterized. The record is from RefSeq and is a predicted model, not a curated record. The coding region runs from base 131 to 1855 and encodes 574 amino acids. Gene Ontology annotation, biological process: protein O-linked glycosylation via mannose. Gene Ontology annotation, cellular component: Golgi apparatus. The transcript is spliced from 2 exons. NCBI's taxonomy places the organism in Eukaryota, Metazoa, Mollusca, Bivalvia, Pectinida, Pectinidae.